This is a messenger RNA of Rotaria socialis, 2490 nucleotides long. The record is from the annotation of a GenBank genome assembly. Lineage: Eukaryota; Metazoa; Rotifera; Eurotatoria; Philodinida; Philodinidae.
AUGAAUCGACGAUUCCAACCAUUAGCAAUUCUAAUACCAAGCGUAGCAGCUACAUUGGGUAUCGCUCAUUUGAUUCAACGGCAACGAAAAAGUCCUUCGAAUGAAUCAGAUGCAAGUGGAAACAAUAUCACUAAACUAUCGUCAAAAAAACUUGACUCACAACAUGAUUUAACUGAUAAGUUUUUAAAAAAUAAAGAUAAUAAUAUAUAUAUACCAAUUGAAUUAACUGAUGCAGUCAUAACUACAAUUUAUCAACAAGCUUUACAAUAUAUAAAGCAAACUCAUUCAAAAAAUGCUCAUAUACGUGAACGUGGUCUUAGUCAUUUAGCUAAAUUAAAUAAUCUACCUUCAAUAUAUUAUUCGAUUAUUGGUCAACAGCUCGAUUAUCACACAGCUAUUCAAUUAGCUCGUACUUGCGAAGCAAAUUCAAAUUUAUUUCCUAUUGGUCCACCAUAUAUAUUUUUAAUUGGAAAUAAAAAAGUACUUGCUACUGGUAGUGUCGACAAUGUAAACGACGAUGAUGUACUUCUACAUACCAUAAGAAAAUUUCUUGACAACUUAUUCGAUAAAAAAAACCGUCCAUUGGAUAUAUUAAGUCAUCAUUAUCUACAAUGGUUUAAAUCCUAUAUGGAUGAUGUCGAUUCUAACACAGCAUUUGAUCUUGUUCAUCAUUUCGAAUCUGAACAUGCUGACUUAUCAUCAAAAGCUAUCAAACGGUAUCGAUCGAAUCUUGAACUCUAUUCAAUAUUUCUCUAUGCUCUUCGGGGUUAUGCCGACCGUUAUCCACUUGAUGUCAUUCAUUUUAAUGGCUUACAAAUAUUAAAAUAUUUAUAUGAAAAACGAAAAGAAAACAUAACAUUUGUAAGAUUUAUUGAGAAAAUUCUUCUUUUACUAAGUCGUGACCAUCGAACACAUGAAGCAUUCUAUGCCGUUGGUUGGGUAAGAAUUCUUCAUGACAUGUUAUUGGACAAGAAUAAUAUUAUUUAUUCGUUGAUGGCUUCGACUAUUCUAGCAAAUCUUGAUCGUUGUAUACCUGACAAUACAUCAAUUAACGACGAGAAAAUUUUUAUCAACAAAAAUGUCAAACCAUUAAAUUUAUCAUCGGAAAUUACUGACACGGAAUUGAAUGAAGCAGAACAAAAAACUGACGAGAAAAAAGAAAUGACGUUUGAAAAGGAACCCCUAUCAAAAAACUUAAGCAUCGUCAAUAGACUGCUACGUUAUCUAUGGUAUAAAAGAUCAGUGUCUGAUGAGGAUGAUGAAGUAGAAAAUAAUAAAGCUCUUGAUAACCAUAUCGAGAAGAAAAUUCUUUCACUCGAUAUUGAUGCAAGUCAUUCAAUAGAACAGACCAAUAAUACAAAUCUAAAAUCAACGUCGAUUCCAUCAUGGAUUAAUGAUCAAGUCUAUGGUGAUAAAGUCAUUUUGUUCAGUCCGACUGUGUAUAAUGUUCAACAAAUGGAUCCUGAUGCACGAUGGCAUCAAGAACCGAUCGUUGAUGUUAUAUUCUUUCAUGGUUUAGCUGGUUCAGCUUUUAAAACAUGGCGACAAGAAUCUGCACAUACAGAAGAUAUAAAACCCAAAGAAAAAUCGACAGUAGUCGUUGCACAAACUGAAGAAGAAAACGACGAACUAUUGGAGAUUAGUGAAGAAACAAAUUGGGAUACAUCGAGAAUGACUAGUGCUGUGCCACCUCCUUCUAUUCCUAAAAUGAAUCAAGAUGAGCCAUCAUUAUGUUGGCCAAAAGAUUGGUUAAGUGAAGAUAUUUCAACGUCACAUAUACGCAUGUUAGCUGUUGAUUAUGAAUCAACAGUUUCCGAAUGGCAAAUGCGUUCGAUGCCAAGACACAUUAUUCGACGAUCAAUGCAUGACCGAGCGAAAGAAAUCGCUGAACAACUAAAACAAGCCGGAGUUGGAAAACGACCGAUUAUAUGGGUAGCACAUUCAAUGGGUGGAUUGUUAACAAAAUAUAUUUUAACAGAUGAAGAUAAUGAAGAAAUAAGAUCAAAUACGCGUGCGUGUGUUUUCUUUUCAGUACCACAUUUUGGUGCUGAAUUGGCAUCAUUUGGUAUACGCCAUGCAUUUAUCGUUCGGCCAACCGUUGAAAUCGAAGAAUUACAACCCAAGAGUAAAAAUCUUCUAAAUUUACAUGAAAAAUUUCUUGAAAUUCUUAAAAAACAUGACAAUAUAAAGAUAUUAAGUUUUGCUGAAAAUGAAAAAACGACAUUUUCAUUACGCUAUCAAACUGUUAUCGUGCCAGCAGAAAGUUCGCAAAUAAAUAUCGGAAAAUUCUUUAUAUUAAAUAAAAAUCAUAUUUAUGUGUGUAAGCCAAAUUCAAAAAAUACUAUUGAAUAUCAAGAAUUACUCGAUGUUAUACAAACAAUUUAUUAUCAACGCAAAAGUGAACUUAAAAGUCAGCAAAUGCAAUUAACGGAAGAUAUCCUAAAUAAUUUAUAUUCCUUUUCAUCUCCUAUAGAAGAUGAUGUACAAUAA